This is a messenger RNA of Cucurbitaria berberidis CBS 394.84, 1631 nucleotides long. RefSeq names its product geranylgeranyl transferas-like protein type i beta subunit. Gene Ontology annotation, molecular function: CAAX-protein geranylgeranyltransferase activity. The coding region runs from base 114 to 1448 and encodes 444 amino acids. The record is from RefSeq and is a predicted model, not a curated record. Gene Ontology annotation, cellular component: CAAX-protein geranylgeranyltransferase complex. The transcript has a single exon. Gene Ontology annotation, biological process: protein geranylgeranylation. Lineage: Eukaryota; Fungi; Ascomycota; Dothideomycetes; Pleosporales; Cucurbitariaceae.
CAGAAGCCAGCCUUGGUGAAUAACCCCGCCAUCCGUUCCAAAGCCCUCUGGAGGCACCGCAAGCUCGGUACAAGGGACCGUGCCCACGCUCUGAACCCCCCUUCUCACGGAUCAUGGCGCCAGCCAUCUCAGAGACUCAACUCAACUAUGCUCGCCAUGUCAAGUACUGGAGGCGGAACUUGAAGACGCUGCUUCCGCACUUCUACACCAGCAAUGACUCCAACCGUAUGCUGCUGGCCCUCUUCACCGUUUCCGCACUCGACAUACUAGGAGACCUGGACGCCGCUUUAUCAGGCGAGGAGCGACAAGGAUAUGUCGACUGGGUCUACAGCUGUCAACUGUCUGAAGGAGGCUUCCGACCGUGGCCCGGCUCCAACUUUGGAGAGCUGAGGAAUGCCGGAAAUAAGAGAUGGGAUCCUGCACAUAUACCCGGGACUUUCUUUGCCCUCCUCACCCUGGUCGUGCUGGGAGACGACUUGGAGAGGGUGAAGAGAAGGGAGAUUCUAGCAUGGUUGGCCAAGAUGCAAAGACCAGAGGGAAGCUUUGGGGAGACGCUCGGGGAGGAUGGGUUUGUGUAUGGAGGGAACGAUUCUAGAUUUGGAUUCAUGGCCACCGCUAUUCGAUGGAUACUACGAGGUGAUCUCGAGGGGCCCUACGACGGCAUACCAGACAUCGACGUAGACGCUUUUGUGAGCUGCGUCCGCGAUGCAGAAUGUUACGAUGGAGGAAUAUCCGAGGCGCCGUACCACGAGGCGCACGGUGGAUUCACCUGCUGUGCAAUCGCUGCCCUGCUAUUUCUCGAUCGCCUUCCACUCAAGCCAGACCAAAAACCCGAUGGCCGUCUCCGCGGAGUUACGAAUGUUGCACAGACACUGCAUUGGCUAGCAUCCCGCCAGACGACGACACUUGACGAAGACGACGGCCUAGACACUUACAACGACGAGACAGACACAUCAGAAACCUGUCACGAUGCACAUACUUUCGUCAAGCUGCGCACCUACCCGUCGGUACAAGCAGUGACGACUACGAAAGGCCAACCUCACAGCCACUUUGAGCUACAGUGGGUCGGCUUGAACGGUCGAUGCAACAAGGUGGCCGACACCUGCUACGCUUACUGGACCUGCGCGCCUCUUCAGAUUCUGGGUCGUCUCGACAUUAUCAACCAGGCCCCGAUCCGAAAGUGGUUGCUCGAUAAAACACAGCACCUCGUAGGUGGCUUUGGCAAGAUCACCGGGGAUCCACCCGAUAUGUACCACUCGUUCUUGGGCUUGAUGGUCCUGGCUAUGUUUGCGGAACCGGGGCUACAGUCUGUUGACGGAGCGUUGUGCAUCACCGAUAGAGCGAAGAGACAUCUGGAAUCGCUGCCGUGGCGGAAGGAGAUUACCGGUGAUGUUGAUCUGCAGGAUGAAAGCAUAAGGCUCGCUGGUGGCAGAAUGCAGGUAGACUGAUUGUCCGUUUAUGUAGUUAUUAGACUCAUUGUUGUAGAGUAUAGAAGGCCUUUCCAUGUCCGCAACUGACACUGUUACACUCACAAAUGACUGUGGGCAUCGUGAUGAGGACAAUUCAUCGGCUAAUCCUGCCCUUUCUGUCCGAGAUACCAGAUCCCUGCAACAAUUUUCCAACUUGGCAAC